AUGGAGGUCGCCGGUAGUGCAAACGCAGUCAGAGCAGAGCAGGAGCCCCCGGGAGAGCAGGGCACCAAGCGGCCACCUACCAGGCGGCUUCUGCCUCUGCGCCUGCCCGUCACCCUCUGGGGCAAACUGGCUGCUGUGGAGAAGCCGGAGGCCGCUAGAGAGCAGGAGGACGACGUCCCGCCCCCUCCCGCGGCCCUCGGUGCGCCCCGCCGCCUCCCGCACAGGCCCCGCGUCCCCGGCGUGGCGCGCGCGGCGGGGCCCGAGCGGCGGCUGCUGGCCGUCUACACCCGCGGCACGGUGGGCACGCGGCUGGAGCGCGGCGUGCUGGUGCCUGGGAGGGGCCUGGCUGCCAUCCUGGGGACACUGCCCAUGUUCCACGACGAGGAGCAGGCCCGGACUUGGGGGUUCCCUGAGAACACGCUGGUGCUGCCGUGACCCGGCCAGCCCGGCCAGAGGAUCAUCUGCACUGUGCUGGAGUGGCAGCCGGUUGACUCCAGUGACGUGACCAUCGCCGACUGGGUUCAGAUCGCACAGACCAUCGAGAGGCACUACGAGCAGUACAAUGGCUUUGUGGUCAUCCACGGCAUGGACACCAUGGCCUUCACCGCCUCCAUGCUAUCCCUCGUCCUGGAGAACCUGCGGAAGACCGUCGUCCUCACAGGGGCCCAGGUGCCCAUCCACGCCCUGUGGAACGACGGCCGGGAGAACCUGCUGGGGGCCCUGCUCGUGGCCGGACAGUGCACCCUCCCCGAGGUCUGUCUGUUCUUCCAGAACCAGCUGUUCCGGGGCAACAGGGCGGCCAAGGUGGGCUCCCGGAGGCUCGCGGCCUUCUGCUCCCCCAACCUGCCCCCGACCACCAUGGGGGCUGACAUCCUGACUAAGGUCAACCAGGAGCUGGUGCAGAAGGCGCGGCGGCGGGGCGCGCUGGUGGUGCACAGCUGCGUGGAGCACGACGGGGCCCUGCUGCACCUCUACCCGGGGAUCCCCGCCAGCCUGGUCCGGGCCUUCCUGCAGCCCCCCCCGAAGGGCGUGGUCAUGGAGAGCUUCGGCUCGGGGAAUGGACCCACCAAGCUGGACCUCCUGCAGGAGCUGCGGGCGGCGGCCGAGCGCGGCCUCCUCAUCGUCAGCUGCACCCACUGCCUCCAGGGCGCCGUGACCUCAGACUACGCGGCCAGCCUGGCCAUGGUGGGGGCUGGUGUUGUCUCCGGCUUUGACGUGACCUCAGAGGCCGCCCUGGCCAAGCUGUCUUACGUGCUGGGCCAGCCGGGGCUGAGCCUGGAAGACAGGAAGCAGCUGCUGGCCACAGACCUGUGGGGGGAGAUGACACCACCGGCGGGGGAGCCCCAGCCCUCCCUGCAGGGGAGCGCCCCUGGCCUGCAGGUGGCCCGGUUCCUUGGGCUGAGCGGAGACCAGGAGGUGGACACCGUGCCUGAUGUCCUGAGGCCCAGCCUGGCCUGGGCUGCAGCCCACACCAGCGACCUGGAGGCCCUGCAAGCCCUCGUGGAGAUGGGCAGUGACCUGAGUCAGGAGGACUUCAGCGGCCAGACUCCGCUGCACGCGGCUGCCCGGGUGGGUCACACUGGUGCCGUCAGCUUGCUGCUGCGCAGGCGGGUGGACACAAACGCCCUCGAUGGGGACGGGCACAGCCCCCUGUUGCUGGCCGUGCGGGGCAGGCACUGGAGCGUCAUGGGGCUGCUGCGUGCCGGGGCCCGCCUGUCCCCCCAGGAGCUGGAGGGCGCGGGGACGGAGCUGUGCAGGCUGGCACCCCGGGCAGACGGCGAGGGCCUGCAGGCGUGGUGGCAGGCGGGGGCUGACCUGGGGCAGCCGGGCUAUGACGGGCACAGCGCCCUGCAUGUCGCGGAAGCCACUGGAAACCUGGAAACGGUGACCCUGCUGCAGAGCCUGGAGGCUGAGGCUGGAGGCCAGGCCCCCGGCCCAGAAGUGCUGCCUGGGUCUAACCUGCAGCCCUCCUGCUGCAGAGCAAGCUUUCCCCUCCUGCUGUGACCUGGUGAGGGGCAUGUCAGGCACCCCACGUCUCUGUGACUAGGACCUGCCCCCUUGCUGGGACUGUGCCUGUUUCCAGGGCCCUUUGUUGGACACGGUGACAAUACAGUGCUGCCCUGGGGACCAUCCCUCCCCAGGCCCCCACAGCCUGGCUCUGAGUGUGUCUGUCUGGGCGCCAGGGCUGGGGAGAGGGCCACGGGCAGGGGGCUGGGCCCGGGCUCAGGGGCAAAGUGCUUCCUCGUGUUGGGGUCAAUGGGCCCUGCAUGGUUUUCCGUGUUCCCAAGAACUUGCACAGCCUCUUGGUCAUGCAGUGCCCCCCACCUGCCCCCAGCACAGGGCAGGAGGCACGGCAGGGCUCCGGGGUGGUUAGGGGCAGUGUGCACCCAAAGGAGGACUUGGCAUUUUGUUCGGAGGGAAGCUCCUCGCGCUUGGUGAUUCCAGGCCCCCCCUCUGCCUGUGGCCCCCAAACCUCGCCCACUGUGAGCUGUGCCUGCCUGGCAGGUGUGCCAAUGGGCAGUGCAGGCCCAGGCUGGGGUCGGGCGCUCCACCGGACGGGGUCAGCUGCCGGCCUCGUGGUGGCCCAGCUGGAGAACGCCGGAGAGACCCGGAGGCCCAAACCCAGAACCCCAGCUUCGAGCAGCGCCGCUGGCAGGGCCGCCCCUGCCCCUCCCGUC
This is a messenger RNA of Choloepus didactylus (southern two-toed sloth), 2678 nucleotides long. It is a transcript of the gene ASPG, whose product is annotated as asparaginase. Gene Ontology annotation, molecular function: asparaginase activity; protein binding. The record is from RefSeq and is a predicted model, not a curated record. NCBI's taxonomy places the organism in Eukaryota, Metazoa, Chordata, Mammalia, Pilosa, Megalonychidae.